CCCAUUUCACUUGACUAGGCGACCUGGCCAAGGUAAGGUAAAGCAGAAAAGAAUACCACUCUGCGUGAACAACAUGGAAGCCAUGUGGAAGACACUGUACGGGAUACUCGAACUGAAUAAUUUACUAUAGCCUAUCGGUUGAAAUGUCCAUGAAACUCAAUUCUCCUUUUAAAGGUGUCAAAACUUUUGUUAUGACAAUGUUAUAAACUAUUUACCAACAAUUCUACGGGAAAGAAUGGUCAAAUAUCUCUACAUUAUUUCUCUAUGGACCGCAGGUAGGCUUCAUUUUCAUUGGCAGCUCAUAAUCAAUUUAAGAAAAUGUUUACUACUGUUGUGCAGUCCAAUUUAUCACAUAUCACCUGGAAAUGAUUUUGAGAACAAUUUUUUGCACCAUUGGCUUGGUUUUAUGCCCUAUAGACAGUAUACUCAAUAUUUUGCAACUACAAUGUAUUAUUUGCUACUGUCAAGCUACAGGAAUAGUUCAGCUGUCAUUGUUCAAGUUGUUUCCCCCUUCUCCCUUAAAAAGUCAUUUUAAGUAUGUUUAACCAAUGUAAUACGUUUUUGUCAUUUUGGAACUCACCCAAACACCCUCAACAUUAUGUGGGUGUCAUUUAUUUUGGUUUACUUUUGUUUUCACUCACUUUACUUGUGCUUGAUGUGGAACCUCACUCUAACUGUAUUUUCCAUCAGCCUACCCAGCAUAUGUAGAUAAUGAGUUGAAAUUGAGAACAAGAAAAGUGUUACAUUUCAUAAUAAGUUGAUACUCAAGACAUUGAUUACAACAAUUUCAAAAGGUUGUUGGCAUGCAUACAGAAAAACAAACAGCGCUCAAUGACAUUUAUGAUGCAGUGAAUAGGGUUCAUUUUCUUUUUAUCUAAUCAUGAGGUGUCCUUGAAUGACGUGAUCGUGUGGUGUUCUGAAACACACAGGAAACCAAGGUGUUGUCUCGUGCAGUCAGGGGGAAAGAAGGGUGUAUUUUUGAGGGUUUAUGAAAUCUUUUAUCUCUCAAAUGUCAUCACAACAACAUCCUGUUCUAUAUCAUGUUUAUUUUCAGUCUCCAACUAUAACUUUUAAGACAGAAAGAAGAUGAAGAAGAAGGGUCUAAUUCUCUCUCUUCAUUUCUCUAUAAUAUUGUUGUAUUGUAUUAUUUUAGAACUGUUUACUGUUUAAUGAGUGACGCUCCAGUUGACGUUUUGAAAUGCCCUUGGCAUUUGAUCAUCUGCUUUGUGCUCUUUCUCCUUUCUUAGUGGUCUCACACGGGUCCUCUGUAGCGCGUCCCGAAGGAGUUCACUUCAACUCCAUGAACCUGAGGAACAUUGUAAAAUGGCAUCCUGGGAAAGACACACCAAAUGACACACACUACACAGUGGAGUAUGCAAUGUGAGGACACUUUAGACUUUAUCAUGAUCUCGGCACCCAGAACCAAAUCAGCUACUCGGUUUUGUCACGAGAGACUGAGCUUUCCAUGAACUACUUGUAAAUAAAUGUCCAUGAUCUAUGGAUUUAAGGACACAUCUCAUUAUGUGUUUGUUUGUUGUCUCCUAGCUAUGGUGACCGGGUGGAUGGUGGAGCGAGACAGGUGCGCUGGAGGGUGAAGAAGCAGUGCAGAGACAUCCCUCAGACCUGGUGUGAUCUAUCCAAUGAGACAACUGACCUGGAUGAAGGCUACUUUGCCAGAGUCAAGGCUGUGGGCAAAAUCAGAUCCUCCAAAUGGACACUCACAGAAAAGAGGUUUGAACCCAAAACUGACAGUAAGUUGGGAUCAAAUUUUAUUUGUCACAUACACGUGUUUAGCAGAUGUUAUUGCGGGUCUAGCAAAAUGCUUGUGCUUCUAGCUCCGACAGUAUAGUAAUAUCUAACAAGUAAUAUCUAACAAUUUCACAACAUAUACCCAAUACACACAAAUCUAAGUAAGGAAUGGAAUUAAGAUUAUAUACAGUACCAGUCAAAAGUUUGGACACACCUACUCAUUCAAGGGGUUUUCUUUAUUUUUUAUUUUUUUUUACAUUGAAGAAUAAUAGUGAAGACAUCAAAACUAUGAAAUAACACAUAUGGAAUCAUGUAGUAACCAAAAAAGUGUUAGACAAAUCAAAAUAUAUUUUAUAUUUGAGAUUCUUCAUAUAGCCACCCUUUGCCUUGAUGACAGCUUUGCACAUUCUUGGCAUUCUCUCAACCAGCUUCAUGAGUUAGUCACCUUGAAUGCAUUUAAAUUAACAGGUGUGCCUUCUUAAAAGUUAAUUUGUGGAAUUUAUUUCCUUCUUAAUGCAUUAGAGCCAAUCAGCUGGGGGGGGGGGGGGGGGGGGGGGGGGGUAUACAGAAGAUAGCCCAAGUCCAUAUUAUGGCAAGAACAGCUCAAAUAACCAAAGAGAAACGACAGUCCAUCAUUACUUUAAGACAUGAAGGUCAGUCAAUACUGAACAUUUCAAGAACUUUGAAAGUUUCUUCAAGUGCAGUCGCAAAAACCAUCGAGCGCUAUGAUGAAAGUGGCUCUCAUGAGGACCGCCACAGGAAUGGAAGACCCAGAGUUACCUCAGCUGCAGAGGAUAAGUUCAUUAGAGUUACCAGCCUCAGAAAUUGCAGCCCAAAUAAAUGCUUCACCAAGUUCAAGUAACAGACACAUCUCAACAUCAACUGUUCAGAGGGGACUGUGUGAAUCAGACCUUCGUGGUCGAAUUGCUGCAAAUAAACCACUACUAAAGGACACCAAUAAUAAGAAGAGACUUGCUUGGGCCAAGAAACACAAGCAAUGGACAUUAGACCGGUGGAAAUUUGUCCUUUGGUCUGGAGUCCAAAUUUGAGAUUUUUGGUUCCAACCGCUGUGUCUUUGUGAGACGCGGUGUGGGUGAACGGAUGAUCUCCGCAUGUGUAGUUACCACCGUAAAGCAUGGAGGAGGAGGUGUUAUGGUGUGUGGGUGCUUUGCUGGUGACACUGUCUGUGAUUUAUUUAGAAUUCAAAGCACACUUAACCAGCAUGGCUACCACAGCAUUCUGCAGCGAUACAUGUGCAGAGGCUGAAGAGGCUCUGUUGCGCCUUCUUCACCACACUGUCUGUGUGGGUGGACCAUUUCAGUUUGUCAGUGAUGUGUAUGCCAUUUUCUUUAUCUUUGAAAGAGGAGCCAAAGUGAAACACUCAAUCAGAGAAUGUGUCAGGCCACAUAUGAUAAGAUUGUUAUACUUUUCUCCAACAGCAACCUUUGGACCUCCACUUGUAAAACUUGUGGUGAAGGAGAAUAGUGUUACCGUUAAGCUGAAGGGUCCAAUGAGAUGGAAGACUGGGAACAUUACAAAAUAUUACUCCUUGUUGAAAUUCUACCCUCAGAUGACAUACAACCUGUCUGUGUACGACAACAGAAGCAACAAAACGGUUGGUGUUACUUAGGUUACUGUAACUCUGUGUAAAUAAAUAAAUGACAUAAUAUGUUGGACUGUCUGCAGGGACUUUAAUCAGUGCAAAUUGCUGCAUUAAUAGAUUAUAAUCAGCAAUUAUAUAUUUUGUGUAUAAGGGUAAUUAUGUUAUAAUGCAGAUUAAUUAUGAGUGUUAGUUCUAUAUUGUGUAUUUUAACUUUCUGUAUACAUUUUGUCUUUCAGCAACACUUCACCGUGGAAAACAGAUCCUUUGAAUAUAGGCUGCUUGCCUAUGAAACCCAAUAUUGUUUCUCUGCUAAGGCCCAGUUCCUAUCACUUCUUUUAGCUUGUCAUGCAUCUGAAUGGCAGUGCAUAACAACCCCAAAAGGUAAGAUAAUACUUGAUUUAAUCUUGCUCCAAUUACCUAGCAUGCAGUGUUCUUUUCUAUUACAUGCAUUUACUGUAUGUCUGUCUGUAAGGAUACAUCUACUCAACAAGUUUUGGUACAGCACAGCAAAAAAAUCAAGAAGACAACUUUAGGUGUUUUCCCAGGGUGUAGUUUCUCUUCCUGCUAGAGUAGGAAUUAUUUAGAAGUUUCAAGGGGUGUGUGUGUGCUAGUGAGUGUGUGUUUGUCUUCUCAGCUGUAUCCUAUGAGCUUUCCCUUUCCUAUAACGGCUGUGUACUGUAUAGAUCUGCCUUAUUUUAUCUCUACAGAUCCCUUUUAUGGCCAGCUGCUACUGAUGUUGAUGGGAGCAGUUGUCCCAUCAGUCAUCUGCCUCUUCAUGCUGAUGCUGGUCGGAUGCCUUGUCUACCACUUUGUCUGUGGUAAUAAACAGAAAAGGCCCCCUUUCCUGGUAAUAAUUAUAUGUGACUUAUAUGUGACUAAUAGAAGCCUUCAACAAUGGCUAUGAAGUGUAGUUUACUAAGAUGCAUGUCCACCUUUUUCCUGUUUCAGGAAAUAUCGGACAUUCAGAACCCACCGCAGACCUUCUGUCCUGAGCAGGCUGUGACAGUGAAUGUGGUACUGGUUAACAUGGCCAAGCCCAUGGAGAUGAUGCCCAUAAAGCCCAACACUAUCCCUGCCCUCAUCCACCAGUCAGAGGGGGAGCCCAUACUACCCUACGCUGCCCAGCAAGCCCCUGGCAUAGAGGAUUCUCAGGAGGGAUCAUGGGAAGAUGAGUUCAGGGAGGCCCAACCAGAGCCCCUAGACUACGGCUUCGUUGGAGCGGCCCCAAAGAUUCCGGAAGUGAGGAAAAGUGAGGCAUCUGACAGUGAGGAAACCCUGCCGCUGCGUCUCAGCCAGGUCAACCUGUACAUAGCACAGAGAUCUGCACCAUGUUCACAGGGGCCUGUGGCGACAGGGCUGUUUAGAAUUCCACUGCUGUCUGGUAUAAAGAUGGGGGCGGAGAGCACGAGUUACAAAGAGCCUGAUCGCGUGGGUCCCUACGCACCGCAGCACUUCUCGGUCAGAGAGACCCCUGAGGUGGACCUUUGGGAAGACAAGGCUGAGGAGCCCCAAAGUUACCCCUCAGACUACAGCUUUGUGAGGGCAGCACUGGAGCAGCAGGUGGUGACAACAGAGUUCCAGACACAGUCUAACAGGAGUGAUACUCAGCCCCUGCGGCUAGCCCAAGUCAACCUGUAUAGAACCCAGAGGCAUGCACUGUUUCCACAGGAGUCUGAGGAAGAGGACGGAUCUGGUGGUAACUGUGUUGACUGGAGCCCUACAACAGGUAUCCUCCAGAUCCCUCUGCUCUCCGAACAUAUUCCAGAGGUGGAGGUGGAGGGAGAGACGAACAGGGAGUUAGAGCAGGUGGAGAUCUUACCCUCUGUGGUAGUGAGGCAAUCAGAGGAGAGUGAGGGUGAGAGUGAUCUGACUAAACUACAGAACAACUGGAGGCUAGUGGUCAACAUGGAAGAGUAACCUAUUGGACAAUUACACUGGGAUUUGGGGGACACACUAUUACAGAGUGGUAUUGCUAUUCAUAAUGGCAAUUUGUUUAUGUUUACCAUAUGUGGAAAAGUUGCCAGUUCAAAUGAAGGAAAUAUUUUUAACUAAUACGUAUCGCUUUGUAACUGCUUUAGCACUGUGAUUGUAACUAACAUAUUUUUGAGAAAGGUUUUGUUUACUUUGUACCUUUUUAUCCAUACUUUUCUACUAACUUAUUACGAUUGAUGUAAUGCCAGAUAGCUUUUUUUGUGUACAACUUCAUACAAAGUUUAUAUGAAGGCACAUGCAAUUUCACUUUACCUCAUGAUGAUUAACAACCAGGAAGGAGUGUGGCUGUAAUAGUCUCUAACCAUGUUGUUUUAUAACACACUAAAGCUUACUGUCCUCAACCUGCAAAGUACAUUAUGUACAAUAUGUACUUCCCUCUGACUAUGAAGACAAAGCUUUUCAGGGAAAUCGUUGGACUGACCGGUCUAUGCAAAUGAAGGAUAUAUUAGUUUUUUCCUCAAAUAUUUGACACUUUGAUGUCAUACAAUCACUGUUAACCGAUUUGUUCCCACAUUUUCCCCAGGCAUGCCACUAUGCAAAUCUUAUGCCAUUAGUAACCGUAACAUGUAAUCCAUAUUGCUUUUGUUAUUUUUAUUUUUUAAAAGUAUGUUUUAUUCUUGGUCACAAUUGUGACCGAUGGGAACAUACAGUGCUCUGCC
Molecule: messenger RNA, 6003 nt
Organism: Coregonus sp. 'balchen'
Lineage: Eukaryota; Metazoa; Chordata; Actinopteri; Salmoniformes; Salmonidae
Source: the annotation of a GenBank genome assembly